Molecule: messenger RNA, 627 nt
Organism: Bipolaris sorokiniana ND90Pr
Lineage: Eukaryota; Fungi; Ascomycota; Dothideomycetes; Pleosporales; Pleosporaceae
Exons: 4
Coding region: 99-374 (91 amino acids)
Source: RefSeq, a predicted model, not a curated record
CUUAAGGCGCGCAAAUCUCCUGCUCUAUUACCUUCUUUAAUUCUAGUGAAGUGUGAAGUAGCGCUCCCAGAAAACUAGCAUUACUAUCAACCUCCAACAUGCCCACUCCCAUCGACCGCGCAGUGCAACAACGUGGACCGUUCUUCGCAUUCGCCGCUAUAGUCGCAGGCGUUGCAGCAUGGAGUAUCUGGGGUCAAGAUAUCUUUCCCAGUCAAGAUCCUACUGGCGACCCAGAAACAUGGACACAUGACCAAUGUGUUACCUGGCUUCAGCAUCGCGAUCUACAUCCCUCUCCCCUAGCGACAACUGCAGAACUGCUGGAGCGGAUUAAGGCCAACAUGAGGGUGUCUAGAGAGCGGGCAUCUGAUCAAUGAGUGUGCAGAGAUACCGUAUUGUCUCGUGAGGGCUCUUCAAAAUUGUUUUCCGGUUCAAAUUGAACUGUGGGUAUACGACUUGACGAAUAUCCUGAGUUCACCGAUUUCUUGCUUGUUUGCUUUUUAUUGCGACUGAAAGUGGCUUCAGAACUGCUAGUUUAUUUCAAUGUAACUCGAGCUAAUCAUCCGUCCCAAAAAUGUGCAAUGGCCUCAACGGCCCCGGAUGCCCAGAACGAUAAGGAAUCCAACGCCU